AUACAAAAUAAUAUAUAUUUAAAAUCCAUACACAAAAACAUAAAAGUUAAUAUAGGUCUCUUUCUGACACAUGCACACUCCACUAUGAAUAAAAAUUAAAAAAAAACAGUGUUGUCAUCAAACUUUAUCACAAAUCCACAUUUGUACAUCUAUAAUUAUGAGUUGGAUAAUUAGUUAAUUUGAUACAAUACCAAAGCAAAAAUAAUCGAAAGACAACUAUACCACUGCAUACUAAUAAGUAACACAUAACAGAUAACCAAAUUCUUAAAUUUUUAAAAAAAAUUUCAACUCGAGCAUUUAGUGAAUAUCAAAUUAACUAAUAUCUCGCCCGUAGGGCUAGCCAAUCCUAGUUUAUUAUACUUUAAUGUUUGUUCUCAUAACCAAAGUAACCGAACUGAAUCAAACUCAUAUUCAUAAAUAACCGAACAAUAACCAAAAAGUCAAAAAUACAACUGAAGGAGAACCUAAAAAAAAAUGGAACCGAACUGAAAAUCGAAAGUUCAUUGGUAAACAUAUUUGUUAACAAACAACAGUUUAAUUAAUUUUUCAACAAAAAAAAAUUCUGCACUUUGAAUGCGCAACUCAAAAUCUAGUUUAUGUUUAAAAUACCAUAAUUUUAAAAAGCUAAUAUUAUAAAAUAUUUAAAUUAAUAUAUAAUUCAGGGGGAAUUAAAAUAUUUUAAAAUAAUAAUGUUACAGAAUUUUAAAACGAAAAAUUAAAGUUUAUAAUAUAAAUAGAUAUAUAAUAGAUAUAAUAUAUACUAUGUAUUUUACUUUGUAAAUACUGUACACAUAUUUGAAAUAUAGUUUUCAAAAUGUCAAUGCAUUACUUAUUAUUUUAUUUUUAUUUAUUUACUGAAUAAUAUUCAUUGCAACAAAAUAUUUCAGACAUUUUUCGUUAAAUAACAGCUCGAUAUUUUGGUUCUUGUUCUUUAUGGAUCCUAAACUUUUUAAUGGAAAUGGGUGCAUAAGAAUGUUGUGCUCAUCUGGAAAUACAAUCAUUAUAUUUUGUGUAGAUAAAAAUACAAAAAUAAAAAUAUAUUUUGAUAUUUUAACUUUAAAAUCAUCAUUUUCAUUUUAUGAAAAAUUAUAACAUUUAUCUAAGUAAUUUGACAAAAAUAAAAUAUUGAAAAUUAGUAAAGACAUAUAUCAUUUAAUUAUAGAGUGGAUCGUGUUACCAUUAUAAUUUAUACAAUUAUAGUUUUUAGAGGUUAUUAUAUGAAACAUGUAAAAAAAAAUUGAUCAAUGCGAAAGGGAUCAAUGGAUCAAUUUAAUUAUUUAACAUCAAAAUUUAACUAAAAUAAAUUAAAAUAUUGAUUAUAUGUUGUAUCAUAAACACAUAGGAUAGUUUUCAAAAUCAAUACUAUACUAAACUUUCAAAACAGAAGAGUGGCGGUACAUUCGAAAUCUAACCCCUUCAAUAUAUCCUCCCUCUUUCUCUAUAUAAACUCUCACACAUCUUCACUUUUUUCUUCAACUCAGGGAGAUACCACAAAAAGUACAAAAGAUGUCUUCUUCGUUUCUAUUCUCCACUGCAUCCUUUUUUAUCGUUCUUCUCUAUCUGGGUUCCUGCCACGUGUCCAAUGGAGCUCAACAAGCAACUUACAUCGUUCACAUGGCAAAAUCUCAGAUGCCUUCGAGCUUCGACCUCCACUCUCUCUGGUACGCUUCUUCACUCAAAUCCGUCUCAGAAUCCGCUGAGUUGCUCUACACUUACAACAACGCGAUUCACGGAUUCUCCACUCGGCUUACUCCCCAAGAAGCUGACUCGCUUAUGACUCAACCAGGCGUCAUCUCGGUUCUACCAGAGCAACAGUACGAGUUACACACCACCCGGACUCCACUAUUCCUCGGUCUGGACGUACACAACGGAGAUCUAUUCCCUGAAACUGAAGCGUCCAGCGACGUUGUCGUCGGAGUUAUCGACACCGGUGUUUGGCCAGAGAGAAAAAGCUUCUCCGACAAAGGAUACGGUCCCAUUCCGUCUACCUGGAAAGGCAAAUGUGAGGUUGGGACUAACUUCACAGCCUCGCUCUGUAACCGAAAACUGAUCGGAGCUAGAUUCUUUGCUCGUGGUUACGAAGCAGAGAAGGGACCAAUCGACGAAUCCAAAGAAUCGAGAUCGCCUAGAGACGAUGACGGUCACGGAACACACACGUCAUCAACCGCGGCAGGAUCCGUCGUGGAAGGAGCUAAUUUUUUAGGCUUCGCUAAUGGGACAGCUCGUGGGAUGGCUCCAGGCGCUCGACUGGCAGUUUACAAAGUUUGUUGGAAAGGUGGUUGCUUCGAUUCAGAUGUUUUAGCUGCAAUUGAUAAAGCCAUCGACGAUAACGUCAACGUUCUAUCCAUAUCUAUGGACGAUUUAACGUUGGAUUAUUAUAGAAACGAUAUUGCCAUUGGAGCAUUUGCUGCCAUGGAAAGAGGGAUUCUGGUGUCCUGCUCUGCGGGUAAUUCUGGUCCCAGAUCUUCCGAUAUAUCGAACGUAGCUCCGUGGAUUACUACUGUAGGUGCUGGUACUAUAGAUCGGGAUUUUCCGGCACUAGUGAUUCUAGGCAACGGUAAUAAUUAUUCUGGAGUUUCGUUGAUUAAAGGAGAUGCUCUUCCUGAACUGUUGCCGUUUGUUUACGCCGGGAAUGCUAGUAACGCUACUAAUGGAAACUUUUGUGUUUCCGGGACCCUAAUUCCGGAGAAAGUUAAGGGGAAGAUCGUGAUGUGCGACAGGGGAGUGAACUUUAGGGUUGAGAAAGGGGAGGUGGUGAAAGCUGUUGGUGGACUCGGAAUGAUUCUGGCUAAUACUGCGGAGAACGGAGAAGAGCUUGUGGCGGAUGCUCAUUUGUUACCCGCGACCGCUGUUGGAGAGAAAGCCGGAGAAAUCAUCCGGCAUUAUGUCAUCACCCAUCCGAAUCCCACUGCUUCGAUUUUGACACAAGGAACUGUUGUCAAUGUCCAGCCAUCUCCAGUAGUUGCAGCAUUUAGCUUGCGAGGGCCUAAUCCAACAACGCCAAACAUUCUCAAACCGGAUUUGAUAGCUCCGGGGGUCAAUAUCCUCGCCGCGUGGACCGGAGCUAAGGGACCCACCGAACUGGCUUCUGACACACGCCGCGUGGAGUUCAACAUCAUCUCAGGAACGUCGAUGUCUUGCCCUCACGUGAGCGGUUUAGCAGCUCUUCUCAAGUCUGUGCAUCCAGAAUGGAGUCCGGCGGCAAUUCGAUCGGCUCUCAUGACAACCGCUUACAGUACCUACAAAGACGGGAAACCGUUAAUCGACAUCGCAACGGGAAAACCUUCAACUCCGUUCGAUCACGGUGCAGGACACGUGUCACCGACGAUGGCCGUCAAUCCAGGACUUAUUUACGACAUAUUGACUGUGGAUUAUUUAGAUUUCCUCUGCGCAUUGAAUUACACAUCGUCGCAGAUCAUGAAAGUAUCGCGACGCAACUACACUUGCGAUCCAAGCAAAACGUACUCUGUAGGUAAUCUAAAUUAUCCGUCGUUCGCCCUUAACGUCCAGGGAUCCGGCGCGUACACGUACACGCGCACAGUCACGAACGUUGGAGAAGCUGGAUCAUACUCGGUUAAAGUAACCUCGGAGACAACUAUAGUCAAUAUAUCGGUCGUACCAGCUGUUUUGAAUUUCAAAGAGGUAAACGAGAAGAAAUCGUAUUCAGUAACGUUUAAUGUAGACUCAUCUAAGGCGUCUGGGUCUAACAGCUUCGGGAGCAUCCAAUGGUCAGACGGAAUACACGUGGUGGGCAGUCCCGUGGCGAUUAGCUGGGCAUAGUGGUAUUUUAUGACAAACUUUGCUCUUGAAAAAGAAGAAAGUCAACGAUAUUAUAAUGCUCCUUUUUCAUAAGAGUUCUGUUUAGCAUAAUCACAUGCAGUCUGUUUUAAGGGCUAAUCUAGUUUGUUUUGGAAACU
This is a messenger RNA of Brassica rapa (field mustard), 3917 nucleotides long. RefSeq names its product subtilisin-like protease SBT1.7. Gene Ontology annotation, biological process: proteolysis. Lineage: Eukaryota; Viridiplantae; Streptophyta; Magnoliopsida; Brassicales; Brassicaceae. The record is from RefSeq and is a predicted model, not a curated record. Gene Ontology annotation, molecular function: serine-type endopeptidase activity.